UAAUGCUCCCACUGAGCAGCGGAGGAUGGAGCGGAGCUAAUGAAUGAGAUGAGGGCACCAGCACCAAAUAUUCACAUCACUAAAAUCCUGCUUCAAUCAUAAGUAAAAACGCAGGAAAUGUAAUUGUUUAGCUUUGACUUUACAUAUAUUAUUAUUUAUUAUUAUUUUGGUUGCCAUCGACGUCGCUGAUCUGAAGCUGAGCUGCUGCCUCUGUAAUCUUUGGCUGGAGGAGGACGGGACGUGAUGGUAAAGCCAGGAGUAUGCAUCUGUCUUUUCUCCACAAAACAUCGGAGAUGAAGCCACAUCUUGAAGGAAGAUGUCUGUCAUCGCCGAGCAGCAUUAAAGCUGAUAUUUGCGGCAGUGAAACUCUCUAAUGUCACACAAGGUUGACGGAAUUUAAUGGCACAGCGGACGGCGAGGAAGAGCCAGCGACUGAAAAGUGGGAUUUAUGGACAGUGUCGGCUUAUUGGAAAUUGAAGGGUGAAUGUCUAUGUGUCUCCAGUGUAUCUACAGCUGGUCAUAUAUCUAUAUUUGUGCGGUAAGCAGACACCAGCAGGAGCCAAAAGGAGGAGAGUAUUCACAGCGAACGGAUGGAUAGCUUAUUUAGACUCGACUCUGCGCUUUUUAACCGGCGAUAUAACCCUUUCGUUUGUCUUUUUUGACAUUUUUUCUUUCAUAUUUAAGUAUUUAAGUAAGUAAAGUCACUAAUUUGAGCUUUAUUUGACUAAAAACAUCACUCUCCCUCCUUCUCCUGGCCUGAGUUUAGCUCGGUAAUCCUCGUUUGUGCGUAACCGACGAGUUUAUGUAGCUAACGGCUGUAGCGCGAGCGCUGCUGUGCCGUGCUGUGCUGUGCGCGCGUGUGAGUGUGUGUGUGAGUGAGUGAGUGUGCGUGUGUUGUCGGUCAUCAUGCGUGCACCGACACGUUUGCUCGGAUGAAACCAACACCCUACCACAAUGUACCCAAAGACACAACAACAACAACAACAAAAACAUCAACAAGAAGAAGAAGAAGGAGCCAUGUCGGAGUGAGAACAGCCACCGUGGCUCCGCCGGCCGUGAAGUCACAACAAGCAGAGCGGGUUUAAGUGCGAGAGAGAGCGGAUCAACGGCUGAAGCUAGCUCCGCUCACACACACCGCCCUCCAAAGAGAGAGAGAGAGAGUGUGAGAGAGAGUGAGAGACACCAGAAAGGAUCAUUUCGACUCAACUUAGCAGCCAAAUACAGCAAAAAUGGGUGAGCAGCCCAUCUUCAGUACGCGGGCCCACGUCUUCCAGAUCGACCCAAACACAAAGAAGAACUGGGUUCCCACAAGUAAACACGCUGUCACAGUCUCCUACUUCUACGACAGUACCAGGAAUGUAUAUCGAAUCAUCAGUCUGGAUGGAUCCAAGGCCAUCAUCAACAGCACCAUCACCCCCAACAUGUCCUUCACCAAGACAUCGCAGAAGUUUGGCCAGUGGGCCGACAGCCGGGCCAACACCGUCUACGGCCUCGGCUUCUCCUCUGAGAGUCAGCUGGCCAAGUUUGCAGACAAGUUCGCAGAGUUCAAGGAGGCGGCGCGGUUAGCCAAGGAGAAGUCUCAGGAGAAGAUGGAGCUCACCAGCACUCCCUCUCAGGAGUCCGCCACAGGUGAUGUGCAGUCACCUUUGACCUCAGAGAGCAUCAACGGCACAGAUGAUGAGAGAGUCACACCAGACACACCUCAGCACACCGAAGCCAGAGCAGAGCCUUCCCAGAAUGCACUGCCCUUCUCGCACAGUUCAUCCAACAUCAAUAAGCACUGGGAGGCGGAGCUGGCAGCACUUAAGGGGAACAACGCCAAGCUAACGGCGGCUCUGCUCGAGUCCACAGCCAACGUCAAACAAUGGAAACAGCAGCUGGCGGCGUAUCAGGAGGAAGCCGAGAGGCUACACAAACGGGUGACGGAGCUCGAGUGCGUCAGCGGUCAAACAACAGUGAUCAAAUCUCAAAAGACGGAGCUCAACCAAACAAUAGAGGAGCUGGAGUUGGCUUUGAAAGCUAAAGAGGAAGAGUUGGAGCAACUCAAAGCCGAGGUUCAGAGUGCCAACGAGUUUCAGUCUCAGAAAGAUUCACUUACACAGAAACUACAGGACACGGAGUCGAGGAACCAGACGUUGGAGUCUCAGCUGAGCGAGCUGGAGCAGCGUCUGGAGAGCAGCCAGCAGGAGCGAGAAGCUUUCCGUACCAGUCUGCGCUCACUGCUGGAGCUGCUGGACAGCAAGAUCUUCGAGCUGACCGAGCUGCGGGACACGUUGUCCAAGCUCAUCGAGGGCAGCUAGAGAGAAGAAAACACAAACACACACACACACGUCUUUUUCACGCCAUGGGCCCCCUUUUCACUGCCACCACAACAUCACCAACACCACCAACGCCACCGUCACGCCUCGGCGCUGCAGCCAGAGCAUCAUCCACCGCAUGCUGGCACUCAACUUUAACUUGAAGUCUUCUUUUUUUUUUUCUCUCUCUCGACAUGUAUACGAUACGUUUACACACAACUUUAUGCAUUUAGCGGUACACACACACACACACACACACACACACACACACACACACACACUCUCUCUCUUCGCUACGUCCAUAUACUCAGAUCGCUACACGUUUACAAACCGCCAAGUAAAGAAAGAGGCUUUGCUUGGACCAGGCCUUCCCUCCGCUCCACUCUGGAUUCUUCUUGACUCUCUUCAGAGAUAAAAAUCUCAAAUUAUUUUUAUUUUAUUUAAGUUUUUUUUUUUUAUCUUCAUUCCGUUUGAGGGGAUUUUGCUUUUUUUUUUUUUUUUUUUGCUCCUUCAGUCACAAACUUUGCGCUUUUUUUGAGCUUCGCUUUGGUGCAUUCUCGCCGUCACCUGAAGCUGGUGAUUGUUCGUUUCUUCCUCCUUCCUUCCUUCUUCUUCUUCCUUUUCCUCUUCCUCACUUGUUUAUUAUUAUUAUCAAAACAUCAUCGUCAGCCAAACGAACACUCGGGAGUCACGUGAGACGGACUUUACAGAUUUUUUUUUUUUUUUGAACUCUGGAGGGUGACAGUGGAUCAAAGAGAUGCUCCUCCUCCUCUUCCUCCUUCCUCCCUCCUCUUCCUCCUCCUCCUCCUGUGAUUGUAAUCCACCGAGGGACUGCCAAAAAAAAAAAAAAACAGCACGGAGAGGACGACUUAUAUUCUUAUACAAUAUAUGAGCAAUACAAAAAAAAAAAAAAAAAAAAAAGGGGAGCAUCGGAGGGCAGAAACACUUUCCACUCUCACUUUCAGGUAAUUUUCUCCUCUCGGAUCAGUUGAAGCCGCGUCAGCGUGGCGGGAUUUUAAUCAACAGUCUUUCUUUCUAUACACUUUUUUUAAAAGAAUACUUAACUAGUGCACUUGUAAAAAAAAAAAUAAAAUAAAAUGGAGUUUGUGUGUUUGGGUGAAUCAGAUGAUCUUGUUUUUCUUUCCCCUCUUUCUUUUUUUUUCUGUUGCGACUUUUUGAAGUGCAAUGAUUGAUUGAACCCUUUUUUUUUUUUUUUUUUGUUAAUUUAUUACUGUUACUAGAGACGAUUAUCAUGAAACGUUGUACAAAGCAAAGAUCUUUAUUUACAUCUUGUUUUCACUUAAUCUUUUUUUUUUAUUGUAUGGUACAUGGGUGUUUUGUUGUUUUUUUGUUGUUUUUUUUUGGAAAAACUGGCAAUAUUUUUGAACUAUUUAUCAACAGGAAGUGAAAGUUUAGCAGGUUGGAUUUGCAGAGAAUCUUUUUUUUUUUUUUUUCUUUUGCCAAAUAUGUUUUCCUGUACAGAUCUGAAUUCUUGCUGAUGUUGCCUGGUACGGAGAUGCAUCAACGGUAGCUAACUGCGGUACUUUACUUUGUGGGAUUUACUAUUGCCAAAAAUUCAAGCGACGUCGGAGGAACACGGAAGACGGUUUGUACACCUGAAGAACACUAUUUAAGGGCUUGUUGUUGUUGUUGUUGUUGUUGUUGGUUCGGGUACAUUCGGGAGACUUGAAUGACUUUAUCAUGUUGGAGAAUAAAAAAAGAAGAAAAAGAUGAUGAUGAUGAUGAUGAUGAGUAUGACCAGCUUGAAAGGGAAUAACAUUUGAAUAAGAGAAUUUUAAAUGUUGAUUAUACCACAUGCUUAAAAACACAAAUUGUAAUUUUGAGUUUAUAGUAAAACAAAACCAAAUGAAAA
Thunnus maccoyii (southern bluefin tuna) is the source of this 4170-nucleotide messenger RNA. RefSeq names its product homer protein homolog 1-like. Gene Ontology annotation, cellular component: postsynaptic density; plasma membrane; cytoplasm. The coding region runs from base 1230 to 2300 and encodes 356 amino acids. The transcript is spliced from 9 exons. Gene Ontology annotation, molecular function: G protein-coupled glutamate receptor binding. The record is from RefSeq and is a predicted model, not a curated record. NCBI's taxonomy places the organism in Eukaryota, Metazoa, Chordata, Actinopteri, Scombriformes, Scombridae. Gene Ontology annotation, biological process: G protein-coupled glutamate receptor signaling pathway; regulation of store-operated calcium entry.